AAAACAAAACCUACCUAUAAAAUGACCUAAUUAAGUAUCACUUUGGCAUCACAAUAUACGUACAUACAUGAAACUCUUCAUCUUCCUCGACGGCAACGCAAAAGCUCGUUUAUUCAGGUUAAAAUUUUUUAAAUCAUGAAAAAAACAUCAAAAACCCGAAGAAGGAAGACGGGGUCUACAUCAAUCUCUUCUUCGCAACCUUUUCUUCCUCUAGAAAUCAUCACCCAAAUAUUGAUCCGACUACCUAUCGAAUCAUUGCUGCGAAUGAAAGCCGUUUGCAAGUCUUGGCAUGACUUAUUAUCUAAAGAUCGUUACUUCUUAGAAAAUCACAUCCUUCAUUGCUCUAUUCAUCUAUAUCAGGAUGACGAAUUUGAAUUAGUCUGCGGUCAAGAUGGCUUGGUGCUUACGAAAAGCAAGGUUACAUCGAAGUACUGGAUACACAACCCGAUCACCAAGCACAGCAUGAUUCUACCUGAUCCGCGUCAUAAGGAUCACAUAUACAUGAAAAUGUUAUAUGUCCCAUCUACUAAUGAAUAUAAAUUAGUAAGCGCAUACGCUAAUGGGGUUGAUAAUGAGGGUUUCGAACUACUCACUCUUGGGAGUGACACUUCGUGGAGAACCCUAUCGUUUUCCCCAUCGUUUACCAAUAUGAGCCGAAAGAAAGAAGAAAUUUCAGUUGUUAGAACCGUUAGCACCCUUCACGUUGUACGCGUAAACAAGAAAGGAGCUAAAAUGUGCAAAGAAAUGAUAUCUUUCGACUCAGAGAGCGAGACUUUUACUAGAACUGUUUUGCCGCAAUCCAUGUUUUCAAAUUGGAGCAGAGUUUGGAUUCUACAAUGGAAUGCGGAUUUGGGAUUCGGUCACUUGGAUGAACAAGGAAGCUUUCAUGUGUUUGUGCUCAACGAUUACAAGAAUCUCGAGUGGGAUAAAGAAAUAGUGUUCCCAUUCGGGGUUGGUUUGAAGAUCAAACCGAAACUUUUCGGAUCAUUUUUUCCUCUGAGAUCCAUUCAUGGUAUCUUUCAUUUUUUUGUGACACGGCCUAGAAAGAUUAUAGUUUACAAAAUUGCAUCUAUGGAAGAAGUAAAAAUAUUCUCAAUACCGAACACUACCAAAGACGAUGUGAAUUUUUUAGGCAGCAUCAGCUUACAUAAUUUGCCAGGAAUGAAACCGCAAGUUAAUUAACAAUCAGCAAAGAUUAUUCAGCCCAUCCAUCAGAAUAAAGGUACGCAAGAGUUUAAUUAGUUAGUUGUUUUUUAUUUGAAAUAUCUUUAUGCAUAUUAAUUAAUAAAAACCAUUCCAUUUCCAUUGAUUAAUAUAAGCAGUUGUUUUUAUUAUUUUCAA
Molecule: messenger RNA, 1341 nt
Organism: Mercurialis annua (annual mercury)
Lineage: Eukaryota; Viridiplantae; Streptophyta; Magnoliopsida; Malpighiales; Euphorbiaceae
Product: F-box protein At5g49610-like
Exons: 2
Coding region: 136-1182 (348 amino acids)
Molecular function (GO): protein binding
Source: RefSeq, a predicted model, not a curated record